AUGCGUGAGAUCCCGUUAAACUCAUGGAGCACUGGGCCGCAUCUACUUUCCACGGUGUGUGUUUUGGGCCUCCUGCACUACCCACGCAGUUGCUUGGAGUCCAUUUCAGCCUUCGCUCCCACCCCUGUCGUCUAUGCGAUGCUGCAGAUCUUGAGUGAGGAGAGUGACGCCGCUGCGGAGGGUGGUGGCGGUGGCGCAGCGGUGCCUUGGUCAUCAUCGGCGCCACUGGAACUCAGUGCACUGCACCGCCUUCUCCGCUCCGCACAGGUGACUUGGCUUCGUCCGAGGGUUGGCGUCAUAACGGUGACUGUUGCGACAAAAAAGACGGCAUGGUGGUGA
This is a messenger RNA of Trypanosoma rangeli, 339 nucleotides long. Its product is annotated as putative TPR-repeat-containing chaperone protein DNAJ. Bases 1 to 339 code for a protein of 112 amino acids. The transcript has a single exon. The record is from RefSeq and is a predicted model, not a curated record. NCBI's taxonomy places the organism in Eukaryota, Euglenozoa, Kinetoplastea, Trypanosomatida, Trypanosomatidae.